AUGUCUGGAAGUUUGCUAACGGACUUAUUGUUGCCGCAAGGUACUUUUCAAGAUGUCCGAACCGACUUUAUGGGACAUCUGGGACCUCUUUUAACACUCGUUACUACCCUUGCCAUUUCGAUAAGAGCCAUCUGGUGUCUUUGGCAUCAACCACAUAGGCGACCGGCAUACUUGCUUUCGACAUCACAUAUUCUCAUCAACCUUGCAAACACGGCUACUGUUCUGGUAUGCAUUAUCGCCAAUACCAUUCAGUUGGUGUUUAGCUUGGAACUGGAAUCCGUGGUUUCUGAACUUUCCUGGCGUCGGGGACUUCAUCUUGUCGCGACCUGUGUCUCGUUGACUACACUUGCGUUUAUUAUAGUCCCAACUGGUAUCUACCCUCUGGUUCUGAUACAUGACAGCAGGGGCGAUGCUCCUCCCACCCUACUCGAAACAACCUACAUGGUUGGCGUUGUGGUUGCAUCCGUUAUGCUACCUCUAAUUACACCAUCUCACAACCGCAUGCAAGAGCACGGGGCACCCUUCCAUCCGUCUCUUAACUGCUCACCAAUCGUCCGGUGGUGGACGUACGGCUGGAUUAGUCCCUUUGUCGCGUCAGCGUAUGCGAACCACGGCGAUGUCACUCGCAUCAGUAUCCCAGUCUUGACGCCAAAGAGCAAUCCACGUGUCUGGGCCUCACGCCUACGCGAAACUCGGCGGAAAACGGGCUCUACGGCUCGCGCGGUGUGGAUUCUCUUCAGGCCUCGACUUGCUAUUAUGGCCACCUUCAUGGUCUUCUGUGGCUUUGCAGAGUUCAUUGGGGCCAUCGGGCUUCGGAGUCUUCUCCAGUUUUUGGAAGGUUCAAGCCCAGAGAGAGCCUUCCACCCCUGGUUUGCCGCCUUUCUGUUCGGUGCCUCACCUAUUAUCCGAGGGCUCUGUAUGCAAACUUUCGAAUCAUUCUCGACAGAAGCAAUUUGCCACUUCAAGUCCAUGGUGACGAGUACCGUGUUCGAGAAGCUACUUAAGCAGAAACCGGGAGUUCGCCCGGAUUCCGGUCAGAUCACCAACCACGUUGCGGCAGACCUCGAAAAGAUUUCAGUGCUUCGGUACAGUGUUAUGGCAGGCUUCAUGGUCCCCGUGGAGGUGGCAGUUGCCAGUGUCUUGCUGUACCAGACGAUGGGAUGGUCUUAUGUACCUGGAUUGGUGAUUAUACUCACUACCCGUAUUCCCAUCUCAUGGUACGUCAGCCGGUAUCAGGGCCAUGCCCAGUCCACUGUUAUGGCCGCAAUCGAUGCUAGGGUACGUCGAGUGAGCGAGGUCGUCAAGGGGCUGCAGACGGUUCAGAUGCUGGGGCAAGCUCUGGCAUUUCAUGCCUGGAUUGAUGAAAAGCGAGAGAAAGAGCUGUUGGCGAUAUGGGGCAAAAUGAAGAUUGUAGUUGCGUCUGACACGAUCUCAGCUGGUUUUGUGCUGGUGCCCCUAGUUGUGUCGCUUUGGUCGUAUACCAUGCUUGCUGGAUUACCACUUACCCCUACAAUGGUUUUCACUGUUGUCUCCAUCUUCAACACCCUCAAGGGCAUGAUGUCACUUGCAGUGAUUGGAGUUAGCACACAUGCCCAUGCAACGGUUUCCUUGAACCGAGUGCUGGCGUUUCUGGAUGACGAGCUAUCACCAGAGGACAAUUGGGAGAGCGGAGCGUUUCACACUGCUUACGCGGACGAGAGGCCGAAUGGGACCGACUAUACCUUUGGGGCACUAAAUGCUACCAUUCAGGUUUACGGGAGCGGUGGGAAUCCAAGGACUAUUCUGAAAAACGUCAAUUUUAGUUUGGUCCAAGGUGGACUCAACGUCAUCACGGGGAAAACAGGGUCCGGCAAAUCCACUUUGCUGAAAGGUCUUAUACAUGAAGCUCAUGUCUCUCAAGGGGAGCUGGGCAUCCGGUCAAGCCCCUUUGAAAAAGUGUCAUAUGCUGGCCAAUCACCUUGGCUGCAGGAAGGCACAAUCAGGGAGAAUAUUCUAUUUGGUUCUCCUUUCUCAGAAAGGCGAUAUCAAGAGACCAUUAAAUCAACGGGACUAGACAUCGACCUACGAGACCUACCUUCAGGCGAUGCGACCAUCGUCGGUGAGCGUGGCCAAUCUCUAUCAGGUGGACAGAGAGCUCGCGUAGCCAUGGCCAGGGCCAUUUUUGCGGACACUCAGACGGUACUGCUGGAUGAUAUCUUGGCCGCUUUGGAUGCUACCACAUCUCGUUUGGUUGUGGAUAAAUGCAUCCUCGGUGACUUCAUGAAAGGACGGACCAUCGUGCUGGUAACUGAGCAUCUCCAAUGUCGGCAAGAGGCAGACUUGCUGCUUGAGAUUAGCGACGGGACCGUCACAAGAGUUGUGGCCCCAGAUCAACAAUCCUCAAAGGCAUCUAAAGUCUCGUCUGUGACAGUUUUAGAGACUGAGGUAUCAAGCGACACCUUCGAAGCUAUUCUAGAGACCACCGAAGCUCCAGAGAUCAGUCCUCCCAGCGAAGUCAAGUCUUCCCCGAAAGGCUCAGAGAAACUCAUUACGGGUUUGAUUGGGAGGAUGUAUAUCCUAAAGUACAUGAAGCUCUUUGGUUCUCCAGGGUUCUUGUGCCUAUUUUGCUGCCUUGCUCUCAGCUCCCAAGCAGCAGACGUGUUACUGUCAUUCUGGUUGACUAUCUGGUCAGGCAAGUAUGAACACGAGAGCAGUCAAGAGGAGCGACAGAAAUCUUUUUCUUAUCUCAUCGUCUACGCUGGUAUUGGAGUUGUUCAAAUAUCCCUCGUCUGCGUAUCUUCAUUGAUCUUCUUCUACGGAGCCCUGAGAGCAAGCCGCACAGAACACUCGCGAAUGAUCACGUCGGUUCUUGGGGCAACCUUCACUUGGAUCACGACCACACCUGGGGGAUGGAUUCUCAACCGAUUUUCCUCUGACAUGUUCUCUUUGGACAAUACCAUCACGGAACUGCUGAAGCAGGUGCUGGAAAAUUUCCUGUCUAUUGGUUUCCGUCUUGCCGCAGUUUCAUCAGCCCUUCCGUCGUUUAUUCUUCCCACAGUUAUCUUGCUUGGUUUGGGCAUGUAUGUCGGCCAGAUCUAUCUAUAUGGCUCAACUGCGGCAAAGAGAGUGUAUGCCGCAGGUUUGUCUCCAAUCCUCACCGGUCUGACAGAUGUUAUUACGGGUAUCGAAGUCAUCCGCGCUCAUCGGGCGGAGGCCACAUUUCAAGAUCAAUUUCUGAUAUCUCUUGAGCAUUAUCUGCAAGGUUGGGAGGCUGUUAGUGCGACCCAGAGAUGGUUGGCAGUCAGGAUGGACUUUUUGGCUGGAUUGAUAUCGCUCUUGACUGCGACUCUCGCCCUGUCGUCUAGAAACACCAGCCCGGCCGUCAUUGGAUUCAGUAUGACAAGCUCAACAACUCUUUGCACCUCGCUAUUAUAUAUUGUAUAUCUAUCGAGCGUGUUGCAGGUUGAAAUGAACUGCUUCCAGCGCAUCGAAGAAUACAUUCACACGAUACCACAAGAGCAAAGGGGUUCCGACAAAGAGUUGCCGCCCCAACAUCUGAUCGGAUGGCCUCAUGAUGGAAACGUGAGGAUACAUAACGUCACCGCCGGCUAUACCAUUGAUGGUGAUGCUGUGUUAAAUGACAUCAACCUCGAGGCUAAGCCCGGGCAACGCGUUGCCAUCGUGGGACGCUCAGGGAGUGGGAAGAGCUCUCUCGCAGCGACUCUUCUUCGAUUAACUCGGAAGUUUCAAGGUCGCGUCCUUAUCGACGGCAUCGAUAUUGAGACUGUAGAUGUUCAUGAUUUACGUCAGCGCAUUUGCUUCAUUCCCCAAAGCCCUACAUUGUUUACUGGCUCAUUGAGAUUCAACCUCGAUUUUAGCGGCACGAUUCCAGAUCUGCUGCUUCAAAAAGUACUCGGCGAUGUGCUGGGUGAUCUUGCGGCAACCAAACACUGGAACCUGGACAAAGAAAUUGAAGCCGAUGGAGCCAACCUGUCGCAAGGCGAGCGACAACUCAUCUCCAUGGCGCGGGCGCUCGUGACUGACGCCCGUGUCGUGCUGAUUGACGAAGCGACGGCCAAUUUAGAUGCCGAGAGUGAAGAGCGCAUUCAAAGGCUGUUGAAGGAACGUUUCUCGGACAAGACUCUGAUCGCCAUCGCACAUCGCCUAGCUUCCGUGGUUCAAUUCGACUGGGUGUACGUGAUGGAUCAGGGAAGUAUUGUCGAGCAAGGCAAUCCCCAAGAGCUCAUGGUCCGAGAAGGCGGGGAGUUUUGGAAACUAUGGCAAGCCACUCGUGAAUAG
Messenger RNA from Ilyonectria robusta, 4278 nucleotides. RefSeq names its product P-loop containing nucleoside triphosphate hydrolase protein. Gene Ontology annotation, biological process: transmembrane transport. The transcript has 4 exons. Bases 1 to 4278 code for a protein of 1425 amino acids. Lineage: Eukaryota; Fungi; Ascomycota; Sordariomycetes; Hypocreales; Nectriaceae. The record is from RefSeq and is a predicted model, not a curated record. Gene Ontology annotation, molecular function: ABC-type transporter activity; ATP hydrolysis activity; ATP binding. Gene Ontology annotation, cellular component: membrane.